AGGUCAACUUCGUCACUGAUCCAACAACAACCAACUCACCACAAACCAUACAAUAAUUAAUACACACGACCAACUAUCACGACUACAGCAUCAUCAACAAACAACUAACAACAACAACCUCACCGUCGACCCCAUCAUCAACCAGCGACAGCGACCUUCAUCGACCAUCUGCGACAUCAAAUACCCGCAUUGGCCCCAUACACGAGACACCGCUUACUGACCUACAGUACUGCCCUACCAAAAACACCGAAAACACUAAAAACACACUACUGGACCUUCGGUACAUAUACUAGGAGAAGACCAUCUGGCAGCUGCUACGUCAACCCUUUCCACGCGCAACACCAAGACGAACAAUACCCACAGAACCUGGAAGAACGCACAAUACCAAUCAUCACGAAACACUUGCCAACUACUGCCGGCUUCAAUCCACGAAAACCGAAUCCAUAGACCACAAGUUGUCUCCCCCUCGUGUCGUUCGUUUCAGCCUGGAAGAACCCACGCAAAAGCCGCUCCCGUUAUCGAUAACAAAAAGUUGAUCAACUUUGCUCCCCAGAUGGACGGCGAGCAUUGGGGAUCAUCACCCGCGGAGACCCAGAAGAGGCGUGAGUUGUUAUAAUAGGAGAGGAGGUAAUCGACACCACACACACCGGCCCGUUGGGCAUUGUAAUUGCCACCGUCGCCGGGUGUUGAGACCCGAAGACGGCACGACGUCGAACACACAACACACACACACACACCACCACGCUGGCUGAGCCGAGUGAGGAGGACAGAAUGGAGGACAAGCCGCUGAGGAAUCCGAGCCAGGCGCCGGAGAUGACACAGGCUACCCCGUCGAGUAUGGCUUCGAAAUCAGCCAAUCCCUCGACGACAUCACCCACACAGACCCGGAAAUCCUCGCACUCACCUGCACCGGGCACGAAGAAACUCAUCAACUCACAACCACCAUCGAAUACAGCUUCACCGAAACCCUCUCGCGAACCGUCACCAGCGAGGCCGACGGUGAGGUCCGCCACCGUCAGGACAGGAAAUGGCCGGAGGAAGAGCAGCCAGGAACCGAGCCCGUCACGGUCGGCUAGUGCUAUGGCUGCGAAUAUUCCAUCGAGUGCGGCGGUGCAGAGAGCUCUAUCAACGGCGAAUACACCACUUCUGAAGCCCUCGAUAUCAGACACCGCCAUCGUAGCACCGCAACCACAGAAAAUCACCGUCCCGACAGAAUUCAAAGACGCCCCGAGAUGGCCGAUAUCACCACGAUUGAAGUCGCCGCCACCAAUCAACAGACCAACCGGCAUGGCGAGGAAGACAGACCAAGAGCUGCCACCGAUCAGCACGCUGCAGUUCCAGACGUCGAAUGAGAGCGCGCAGUCGGGGUAUACCGACACGGAUUACGAUGAGUCGUUAGCUAUGUCUGGCAUCCGCAGUCCGGGUCGCGGAGUCAGCACGAGCGCUACAACAUUGGAGACUGUGCCGGAGAGCAGCCAGCCCGGCAGCCCUGGGAUUGGGAUAGGUCUGGAUCGCUCACAGGAAUGGAAGCAAGGAGGCUUGCCAGAAGAGCAGAUCGCGAUUGAUCAAGCGUUUACCAAGAAUAUGAAGUCGUCACCCGCGGCUGCAACGACGGAUAGCGGCAGCGAGAGCGGCGAGAAGAAGGGCGAGAUCAAGCUGAGGCACACAACAGGCGCGAACACCACACCCCGACCUCAUGCUGCGCAGUUGGCGAAACAGGCUAGUUCCAGCGCUCUGGGAGGUAAAAAGGCAGCAGAAGCCUCUGCAACGAAUAACAUGACGGUAGAGACCGAGACGGUCAGCUCGAUUCCCCAGGUCGCCGUCGGUGGCGGGACAGGCACUGUCAACGGCAGUCUACGCACCAAACCCAGCUCCGAGACCAUCCGCCCCAAGAGGGAGAAGCGAAAGACGGCGCGCAAACCCCACUCCGUCCAGAGCGGCGUUGCAUCCUCGAAAGCAGAUAUCUUUGAAGCCAAAAUCGCCUCCGCUGUCGACGAAGCAAACUCCUCCGACUCUGACGAAACAUUCGUCUACGAAUCAAACCCCCCCGACCACGAGCGCCCGCGACGCUUCCACUCCCGCACUCCAAGCACUACAUCCAUGGCCUCGCAAUCGCAAGCCGAGCUCCGUCCCGGCCCGCCUAGCCGCCUCGCAAACACCUUAGAUGGCUCGAAUGGCCACAGCGUCGCUAUGAAGAAGAGUAUGAAAUUCGCUUCCUCCUUCGCUCCUCCGCCUACCUCUGAUGCAGCUACCGACGACGACGCGUCGCAGCGCGCUCUGGGGACGGGGAGGGGAACGAUAAGACAUCAUCAUAUUGGACGCUGGGGGAGGAAUAAUAACACCAACUCCCACGCCUCACUCUUUGAUGCUGAAUCCCCCUUUCCUCACGCUACUAAGCCGUCGAAAUUCGGCAACUCGGCGUCAAUGCGCCAAUCCUCCCGCCCUACCAGCCCGCGCGUUGGCGCUAACGGGAGGGGUGUCAAUGGGAACGGCACAGUCCGCAAGGGUGGAUUCGCACAUACGUAUGAUAUCGACGAUGGUGCGGGCGCAGAUGACGAACGAACGCCGCUUGUGGGAUCGGGGACAAGGUCGACGCGCUCGCGACACCGUAGGAAUCCACCACCCUCGCAACGGCAGCGCAAUUCCCGGUCGCCGUUUGGGGCAUGUCUCAUCCUAGGGGUGAUGUUCGUCCUUGUCGUAUCGGGCGCGCUGGCCUUGCUGCUGGGUACCACGCAACCUCUCGGCGGGGUGAGGAUCGCGGCGCUGAGGGAUGUGUUGGCGAGUAAAACGGAGCUGUUGCUUGACGUCGACGUCGUGGCGAGGAAUCCGAAUGUCUUCGCCAUCGGCGUGGAUAAACUCGACGUCAGCGUCUACGCAAAGAGUCGGUACGCAGGCGAUGAAGCCCUCUACGCGCGAGCUGCCGGCGACGGCGCCGCGCUGAGGUACGGAGUUCGUGGCACUACUGGGGAAGGCGGGGAGGUGGUCCGUACCCGCGACGACUCGCCGUGGGAUCCCUACCCACCCCCUCCAUCCGAUACACCCCUCCUCCUCCUCGGCCGCCUCACAAGCACAGACACCGCGCUCUCCUUCCCCGCCUCUCCAUUCCGGCACUCGGCGUCCCUAUCUACUGCUGCGCUCCGUCUACCUGAUCCGGGGAACUCGACGGAGGGGAGGGCGAAGUGGGACCACAUCCUUAAGGGGGGGCAUAGCUGGGAACUUAUCCUCCAGGGCGUGGUGGAGUAUAGGAUUGGUUGGUUCGGGGGGUGGGGCGCGGGGAGGAAGAAGAUCGUUCCUAUUGGGGGGGGUGUGGAAGUUGGGGGAGGUGGAGAAGACGGCGUGGUGUUCUUGCGUUGAGGGGGAGGCGCGCUGAUGUGGAUGGCGCUGGUGCGCUUCACAUAUAUACUUACUUACUACUACUACUACUACUACUCUUUUCUUUUGUUUCUCGACCAACGACGACGAAAAACGACUUUGAUGACGGGGGACGGACGGACAACCGAACCCUUUGGGCAUUUUUUUUUAGAUUGGGAGCGGAGCGGAGCGGAGCGGGUGGGGACUCUGUUUUUUUGAUUGAUGGGAUUUAGUGUCUGUGUUUUUAGUUGGUGAUGGGGGUUUGGAGCCUUUUGUUUCGAUGACGGAGUGAUUGGGGGGUGAUGAUGGCUAUGGGGGAUGAUAUUAUUAAACUACUUUUUUUUUUCUUGCGUCAUGGUGUGGUGUAGUAGUGUGGUUGAGGAGAGGAGAGCAGAGCGAUACUGCGAGUUGUAGUGGGUGGUGUUGAGCUGAGAGGUGAGAGGUGAGGGUAUAAAAAGGGAGUGUAUGGUGGAUGGUGGAUGGUGAGGAAGUUGAAGGGAGAAAAGUAAAGGGGUAAUCGGCGGUAGUGAAAGAGCGGUGAGGAAAAGGGGAUAUGUUUGAGAACCAUCAAUACUACUGUACCUACCUACAGUUAUUGUCAUACAGAUGGAAUGGAUGUAAUAUUCCUGGGAC
This is a messenger RNA of Pseudogymnoascus verrucosus, 3984 nucleotides long. RefSeq lists its product as uncharacterized. Gene Ontology annotation, cellular component: PAS complex; fungal-type vacuole membrane. The record is from RefSeq and is a predicted model, not a curated record. The transcript is spliced from 2 exons. NCBI's taxonomy places the organism in Eukaryota, Fungi, Ascomycota, Leotiomycetes, Thelebolales, Thelebolaceae. Bases 772 to 3354 code for a protein of 860 amino acids. Gene Ontology annotation, biological process: positive regulation of phosphatidylinositol biosynthetic process; protein localization to vacuolar membrane; vacuole inheritance.